CAGACUGAAUUAUCCCCAUAUGUAGUCCUGAUUUUGCUUUUUUCAGUAACGUGUCUGUGCCUGAGCGGCUGCGUAUACAAGUUAGCCGGAUUAGCAUGGCCAACUACGAGGCUCUGCAUUACGAUAAGGACAAACUGCGGGAAGUCUCUGUCCCGCUUGGAAUCAUUGUCGUGGACAACAGCGCUGACCUUGAACAAGUGCGGGAGAAGAUCAGCAAACUCAGUCUGGAUAUCCAUAACGGAGAUGAGAACAACGAAGACACAAUCUUGGACAACUCUUCCUCCCUGUUGCUGUCGAAGAAAUGGUGUUUUCUCGACUCUACGACAGCGGAGCGUUUUUUCCGAAUUGACCGCGCUCAGGAGCACCUGCACUACAUAACGGACAUAUCAUCCGAAGACCUGUACAUCCUUGACCCUGACCUCUCGUCCAACGUUGCCAUCGUCACCACUAGCAACGGGGACAGUCAUCCUGUAAUAACCGAUGUCGGCAACUGCCAGAAAACGGAAGAUGGGGAGCUCAUAUUCACAUUCCCAUUGCCAGUGACCCCUCCAAAAUCACCCAAUCGGGGCAGGAAGAAAAACCGAAAAAUCUCCUACUCGCAUUCCGAUCGGCAGAAGAAUUAUGAUAGAAGUCGCUUUAAGAAGCGUGUUCGAGAACGAGCCAGCUCGGAGCCGGGUUCCCCCAACUCCCCGGUGACGCAGGAACGACAUUACCAGUUCACAUCCGUGUCGAGCGCCACCGCCGACAACAAGACACAGGUCCUCUCACCACUCGAUAAAGGUAGUCGGUCUGUCGGUCUCAUUGAUGCCUCAAAACGUGGAGAUAUAGAAAAGCUGGUAGAGUCGUACCAUGAUGGCGCAACGUUGCUGGUGACUGAUCAGUACGGGAUGACGGCAUUACACCACGCCGCGCGCUUCGGACACAAGGCAAUCGUACAGUUCCUCAUUCAAAGUGCUCCUCCCGUGAUUCUGGACAUGGUUGAUCAGGAAAAAGGCCAGACUGCUCUACACAAGGCUGCAUGGUAUCAGCGUCGUACGAUCUGUCACAUGCUGGUUGCGGCGGGGGCGUCGCUCACCCGCACCGACUACCAGGGAAACACACCGCAGCAGCAGGCUCUGAAAGCCGAGGACUCGGAACUCGCGGCCUAUCUCCAGAAUCAAGAACACUUUCAGCUGGUAGCCUCUGAAGAUCAAGAGACUGCAGUAUAGUGAUAAUGGACAGAUGUGAACUGGAGAGACUGACUUAUAGUGAAACUGGAGAGACUGACUUAUAGUGAUACUGGACAGACUGACUUAUAGUGAUAAUGGACAGAUGUGAACUGGAGAGACUGACUUAUAGUGAUACUGGACAGACUGACUUAUAGUGAUACUGGACAAACUGACAUAUAGUGAUACUGGACAGACUGACUUAUAGUGAUACUGGACAGACUGACUUAUAGUGAUACUGGACAGACUGACUUAUAGUGAUACUGGACAGACUGACAUAUAGUGAUACUGGACAGACUGACUUAUAGUGAUACUGGACAGACUGACAUAUAGUGAUACUGGACAGACUGACUUAUAGUGAUACUGGACAGACUGACAUAUAUAGUGAUACUGGACAGACUGACAUAUAGUGAUACUGGACAGACUGACAUAUAGUGAUACUGGACAGACUGACUUAUAAUGAUACUGGACAGACUGACAUAUAUAGUGAUAAUGGACAGAUGUGAACUGGAGAGACUGACUUAUAGUGAUAAUGGACAGACUGACAUAUAGUGAUAAAGGACAGACGUGAACUGGACAGACUGACAUAUACUGACAAUGGAGAAAUUUAUACCAGAUAGACUGACAUAGUGACAACAGACAGACAUAUAUUGGACAGACUGACAUAUACAGACAAUGGACAGACUGACACAGUGACAAUGGAGAAAUGCAUACCGGAUAUAGACUGAACAAUGGAGAAAUGUAUACCGGAUAUAGACUGACAUAGUGACAAUGGACAAACAUAUUGGACAAACAGACUGACAUAUACAGACAAUGGACAUACUGACAUAUACAAUGGACAGACUGACAUAUACAGACAAUGGACAGACUGACAUAGUGACAAUGGACAGACUGACAUAGUGACAAUGGACAGACUGACAUAUACAGACAAUGGACAGACUGACACAGUGACAAUGGAGAAAUGUAUACCGGAUAUAGACUGACAUAGUAACAAUGGACAAACGUAUUGGACAGACUGACAUAUAGCGACAAUGGACAGACUGACAUAUAGUGACAAUGGAUAAACAUAUACCGAACAGACUGACAGUGACAAUGGACAGACUGAUUUAUGGUGAUCCUUUUCACUUUGAUCUUACACUUUUGUUGUCAAGAUGCUGGUUGUCAUGACAACAGAGUUUAGAACAAAGACAGUUGGUAUGAAUGUUGUGAGCUAAAAUGACUAUUUUUCUUGUGUAUGUGUUUGGAGGUAUAUUUGCCAUGUGUAUAGGCUGGUAUUUAAAUUAGGUUAUCUCCCAUGGGCUUCACAUAACAGGCAAUUGAUCUUUGUAUUGAAGCAAAACGAUGUGAAAAUGGUAUAAUGUCUUACUCUUCUCUAUGUAAUGCAAAUGUAGAACAACAUGGACACAAUCAGGAAAUAAAAUUAAGUCCUAUAGAAGCAUAUGAUGUGAAUGAGUGAAAUAAAGAUAAAAUAAUUAACCUACAGGACAGGCACAUGUCCAAUUCACUAAACAAGUCGUCUGUUAUGUAAACGUUACUCAAAUUGUUUUAUCUGUUUGGCAGCCUAUGUGAGCAAGUCAAAGAUCUGUUUCAUUUUAUAAAGCACAUUUUAAGAUGUGCAGUUGUAGGUGUAGUAGAACAAGACUGCAUGAGCACCAAGGGAGGUAACCUGGUUUAUCUGAAGGCCGGCUGUGAUGCAAUGCACUCUGGUAGCUAGUGUUUGCCUGCACAUUGUGGUCCAACCGAGAGAAAAUCCAUUCUAUUUUUUCACUCACUUACACCCAAUUGUAAAGUAAUAUUGUUAACAUUUGUUGCCAAGAAAACGUGGAUCCUCCUAAUGUUGUAUUAGUUCCCACAGGUCUUCAUCAGAAUGUAUUGUUUCAUAUCUUUAUAUUUGUCAUGUCUCCCUUUCCACGGGGUUUUGUACAGAAAUCAAAGUAAAACAUUCCACUUAUUUUUGUAUAUGUUAUUGUUUACAUUUAAUCUCAUGUUACACCCACAGUGGUUUAAUCUCAUGUUAACCCACAGUAUGUUAGUCAGGAAUCCACUACACACACAACGCCACCUGGUGCACAUUUAACUUGUAUAUUGAAGUUAGGUAACUCCAUCUUUUGGUCUCUUCAUUCAAUAUUUACAGUAUUGACUUCCUGUUGGAUAUUCAGAAAAUUUGAUACUAUAUUUUGUGAACCCGAUAUCUUAAUGCCACAACUGUUAGAAAGCUCUAUAUUGAGGAAACUUACUCAACUCAAAUGUGCUGCACUUGGUAGGUAAACUUUAAUUGUGACUGCUGUGAUAGGAAAUGUUUAAGAACACUGGAGCACAUUGUUUAUUCAGCCACUGGUAGCCGACUAGUGCACGGUUGGUACAACACUGGUAUUUGAUAUUGUGUUGACACUGGAGCACAUUGUUUAUUCAGCCACUGGUAGCCGACUAGUGCACGGUUGGUACAACACUGGUAGCCGACUAGUGCACAGUUGGUACAACACUGGUAUUUGAUAUUGUGUUGACACUGGAGCACAUUGUUUAUUCAGCCACUGGUAGCCGGCUAGUGCACGGUUGGUACAACACUGGUAGCCGACUAGUGCACGGUUGGUACAACACUGGUAUUUGAUAUUGUGUUGACACUGGAGCACAUUGUUUAUUCAGCCACUGGUAGCCGACUAGUGCACGGUUGGUACAACACUGGUAGCCGACUAGUGCACAGUUGGUACAACACUGGUAUUUGAUAUUGUGUUGACACUGGAGCACAUUGUUUAUUCAGCCACUGGUAGCCGACUAGUGCACGGUUGGUACAACACUGGUAGCCGACUAGUGCACGGUUGGUACAACACUGGUAUUUGAUAUUGUGUUGACACUGGAGCACAUUGUUUAUUCAGCCACUGGUAGCCGACUAGUGCACGGUUGGUACAACACUGGUAUUUGAUAUUUGUUCAUCUUAACACCACUAUUUUUUUUAAUUAUUUGAUCAUGUUUGCGUUGAUAAAACUGGAAAGUUAUUAUUUAACUAUAUUUAUUGUAGAUUAGUUUCUUAAUAUUGUGUAAUUACUAAUUAAAUGUGUUUCAAACCACAGAAUAAAACUGGUUUUGUUAAUGGUUUUAUAAACAUCGGCCACCUGUCAUGGCUGCAUGUACAACAUUAGUAUUUUUAGUUUCUAGACAAGUCAUCAGACAUCUUCUUUUUAUCAAAUAGUUUGUGUUAUUUUUCAUUAAAUGGACCCUUUAAGACUUUCACAUGUAAGUCCUAUGUGUACUGUCUGUAACACAUGCAGAUGUAAGUCCUAUGGGUACUGUCUGUAACACAUUCAGAUGUAAGUCCUAUGUGUACUGUCUGUAACACAUUCAGAUGUAAGUCCUAUGUGUACUGUCUGUAACACAUUCAGAUGUAAGUCCUAUGGGUACUGUCUGUAACACAUGCAGAUGUAAAUCAUAUAGGUGUUGAUUUUUAAUACAUUGAGAUCAAAGUCUGAUUUUUAAUACAUUCAGGUCAAAGUCUGAUUGUUAAUACAUUCAGAUCAAAGUGAUUUUUAAUACAUUCAGAUCAACGUCCUUUAGGUGCUAAUUGUAACAUAUUAAAAUUUUGAAAUAAAACUAAAAAGCAUAAUACCGGUUUGUACUGCAGGCUAUAUUAAAUGCAAUAAUUUUCUCUGGACAGAAGCAAGUCAUUAAUAGAUGUUUCUCUGGACAGAAGUAAGUAAUUAAUAGAUAUUUCUCUGGACAGAAGUAAGUCAUUAAUAGAUAUUUCUCUGGACAGAAGUAAGUCAUUAAUAGAUAUUUCAGGUGUUAAAUUAUACAAAUAACUGGCCAUUUCAACUUGGAACAGUUUGUGUGUUGUAUUGGAAUACCACAGGUUGGCUUACUUGCUGGUAUUAUGGGGCUGUGACCGCCAUAUGCACAACACGUUAAACGGUUGACUGUUGAUCCAUGAAGAUGUCCUAAUGGAGAUGUUUAUUUAGAAAUGAUGUAUGAGUAUAUUUUCUUUUAUUGGUUGUUCACUUUUAUAUUAUUUGUUCCACUAACAAUGUGUUGAUGUUUAACGACCAGCUAAAUGUUUUAUAUUGUGUCUAUCAUUCUGUUGCAAACACGUUGAGUAUCUGCUUGUCAUGGUGAUAUUUGGUUCAAAUAAAAGAGAGACUUAUUUUAUAUAAAAGCUAAUUGCAGAUUGUCUUAGGUUUUAUUGAAAAUGUUAAAUCAGGAAUGUUUUUUCUUCAGUUUUAGUAUUCCAUCUUCUUAACACUCAAGUUGCCAAAACAUUUGGAUGAAAAAAUUGAAAUAAUAAAUUUUUAUAGUUUUAAAAGUAUAUUUUAAUUACAAAGGCCAUUUUGUUUUCGUGCCAUAGAAUAAGACAUUUUUAUGUUCUAUAUGAGAGAAUAACAUGAUUAAUAUAUACGUGUAUGUUGUGUCUGUGUGAAGGACUCCAGUGGAGAUCGUGUGAGCCAAUUGGAGCAUAUGUAUGUGCCAUUACUAGAAUGUGUAGUUUUAUAGUACAGAUAUCUAUUUUUAUAUUCUCUAGAACAUACAGAACAUAGACAGGUCGGUUGCUAAGCAACAACUAAUGUUAAUCUCAGGCCACAUAAAUAGAUUUUGUAGCCGUUCUGAUUGUGAUAUGAGAAACGCAAACCCAUCAGGUGUGUGUGUGAUUUUAGAGUUAUGACAAAUGAUGCCUUUGUUUUGUUUUAAAGAUGCAUAUCUGGCAGAUAUCUGUGAACAGUUGUUUAUUUCUCCAGUACUGCAGCUGCUGUGGUUCAUACCACUUUACAGUAAAGAUUCUUUCAACAAGU
This is a messenger RNA of Gigantopelta aegis, 5980 nucleotides long. RefSeq names its product diacylglycerol kinase zeta-like. Gene Ontology annotation, cellular component: cytosol. The record is from RefSeq and is a predicted model, not a curated record. NCBI's taxonomy places the organism in Eukaryota, Metazoa, Mollusca, Gastropoda, Neomphalida, Peltospiridae. The coding region runs from base 96 to 1208 and encodes 370 amino acids. Gene Ontology annotation, biological process: signal transduction; cellular response to lipopolysaccharide. The transcript is spliced from 11 exons. Gene Ontology annotation, molecular function: protein binding.